Messenger RNA from Mytilinidion resinicola, 2370 nucleotides. Its product is annotated as class I alpha-mannosidase-like protein. The transcript has 4 exons. The record is from RefSeq and is a predicted model, not a curated record. Gene Ontology annotation, cellular component: Golgi membrane; endoplasmic reticulum. Gene Ontology annotation, biological process: carbohydrate metabolic process; N-glycan processing. NCBI's taxonomy places the organism in Eukaryota, Fungi, Ascomycota, Dothideomycetes, Mytilinidiales, Mytilinidiaceae. The coding region runs from base 272 to 2041 and encodes 589 amino acids. Gene Ontology annotation, molecular function: calcium ion binding; mannosyl-oligosaccharide 1,2-alpha-mannosidase activity.
CUGCUUGUCAUACCCUCUCUUUGCUCGUAGACCGUCUCUGUCGUUUUGUUCUAUCUGUCUUUACUGGCGAAUUCACUCUGCGGCUCUUUCUCCCGCAUUCAUUACUUCCACGCGUCGCGCUGUUUCGCUGCUCUAUACUUUGGACCCCAAUUCUCUCUCCUUUUCGAGGAAUGACGGCGUCUGCUUCCUCUCACCCAUUGUAGCGUUCUUUAUCAGUUUCCACGUACAGUAUCGGUGCAGACCCGUCUGUAAUUCACUCACUAUUGCCAACAUGCAACCACUCUUUCGCCGAUUUGUACUGCUUUGUGUCAUUGCCGCCCUGGGACUUCUCAGUCUUUACCACAUUGCCGGAUGGGAUUCGAAAUUACAACCGUCCAGGCCAUCCUCAUCGCUGCCGGGACGUAUUAAACACUCCGUAAAAUGGAAAGACGUCCCCGUACGAUACCCUGUGACCUCGACAAUCGCACUCCCUUCCGGAACUCCGUCCGCUAUCCCUAGAAUACAACACGAAUUUGGCAUCGAGACCGAUGGAAAUAAACAAAAGAGAUUAAAGAGAUUAGGAGCCGUCAAACAGGUGUUCCUGCGGUCUUGGAUGGCCUAUAGGGAGCACGCGUGGCUCCAGGACGAGGUCUCGCCGGUUUCUGGAGGGUUCAAAAAUCAGUUUGGAGGACGAGCUGCUACAUUGGUCGAUGCUCUGGAUACGAUGGCAAUAAUGGGCCUGGACAAGGAGUUUGGCCAGGCCCUAGCUGCGUUGAAACAGAUCGAUUUCACUACCACGGAAACAUCCACGGUGAAUGUCUUUGAGACAACCAUACGAUACCUUGGAGGCCUACUCAGCACAUACGACCUAACGGGAGGGAAGCAUUCCAUCCUUCUCAACAAGGCUACAGAGCUGGGCGACAUGUUGUAUGUUGCAUUCGAUACUCCCCAUCGACUACCUAUCACUCGGUGGGAUUGGGAAAACGGAGCUCUGAGUGGAUCUCAGGAAGCACCUGUUUCGGUGUUAAGUGCCGAACUAGGCUCUUUGAGCCUAGAGUUCACCCGCCUAUCGCAGCUCACUGGAGAUGAUAAGUACUAUGAUGCUGUAGCACGGGUCUCCAAUCAGUUUGAAAAGCAUCAGAACUCGACAAGUAUUCCUGGUCUCUGGCCAGUCCGCAUCAAUCUCCUUGCCGAAUCGUUCACCGUCGACCGCACUUUCUCUUUUGGCGGAAUGUCAGACUCUCUUUAUGAAUACUUCCCUAAACAGCACAUGCUCCUCGGUGGCCUUGUCCCGCAAUACCGCAAACUCUAUGUUGGCGCAAUAGAGGCAGCUAAGAGGGUCUUGUUCUUCCGCCCUUUGACUCCAGACAACAGGGAUAUUCUUGUGUCUGGUACCGUCAGAAAGAACGCCGCAGAUCACUUCAAGCUUCAGCCAGAGGCCCAACAUCUAGCCUGUUUUGCUGGAGGCAUGGUAGGCAUUGGUGCUAAGAUUUUCGAUCGUCCUGAAGACCUUGAUGUUGCACGCAGGCUUGUGGAUGGUUGCAUCUGGGCGUAUGAAUCUAUGCCCUCUGGAAUCAUGCCAGAAAGCUCCAGUGUCAUCCCUUGCCACGAUCCCGAAGAUUGUGAAUGGAGUCGACAAAAAUGGUACGAUGGGGUCAUGGAUCAGCGCCCUCUACACUCGUACAGAGAUGAUGUGGAGAAGAUUGUGGAGGAAAACAACCUCGCCCCAGGCUUUACGGACAUUACGGAUAGGAGAUUUCUUCUCCGCCCCGAAGCUAUAGAGUCUGUGUUCAUCAUGUAUCGCAUCACUGGAAACACGACGUUACUAGACAACGCGUGGGAAAUGUUCCAAGCCAUCAUUGCUAGUACUAGCACGGACAUAUCAAACAGCGCAAUCGCCGACGUGACCGACCUUGAGCCAGAGCUCAUUGAUGAAUGUGAGAGUUUCUGGAUGGCCGAGACGCUGAAGUACUUCUAUCUCAUCUUUUCUGAGCCAGAUGUCGUCAGUUUGGACGAAUGGGUCUUCAAUACGGAGGCCCACCCUCUGCGCAGGCCGCAGUGAUUUUAGAUUUGAUUUCUCUGGAGUUUGGUGAAAUGGGACAAAAGUAAACUACAUAAAGGAGGAAAAGGCGCUAUGGAUAUAUCAAAUAGACGGGCCUUUGGUUAUACACUCAAACUCAAUUCAAAAUAAUUCUCGUUGGCUGGAAUAGUGUUGAGGUGCAUGUUUGAUUGUAGGAUCAUGACAAUCACCUACAGCAAUCAAUGCUAGUAGCAAACCUCGCGCUCAUGUACAUACAUAAUGUUCACCUUCUAUCAAUGUUCAGACACUAUGGCCUGAAAUCCAACCCUGAUAGACUCUAGUGAACCCCUGGGUUGUGGUGGAAAUAGAUC